Messenger RNA from Chara braunii, 1136 nucleotides. Lineage: Eukaryota; Viridiplantae; Streptophyta; Charophyceae; Charales; Characeae. The record is from the annotation of a GenBank genome assembly.
GUGGGCGUCGUCGGGGAAAUUAUCAUUCACCGAUAUUGUUUACGACCGUCUCCUCUUCCGCAUGUCUAUCCAUGUGUUCAUGUUGUGUAGGGAGUUUAAUGUCGUCGAGUCCUUCGACAAGCAUCGCCAUGACACCCGAGAGGCACAUGCGCUUAGCGAAACCCUUUCCACCUUGUGCGAGAUCGUUGCGGCAUCAUGACGGUCUAACGUGGAUCGACGACGCACCCGAGGACGACUUCGAGGACGAUCCAUGGACGACCGUCGUCCCUUAUAUGAACCGGCAUCUCGAUGAAUGGAACGAAAAUAACUGGAAGGCGAUGGAGCGUUCCUGCCCAUGGGCAAGCCAUUACAAGUUUGCCAACGUGUUGGAGUUCGGGAGCCUCAUUGCACUGCCUGCUGGUGUCCUCCAUCGAAAGACCCUGGACGAUAAGGGUCAACCGUACCGCUUUCGUACCAGCUUCAGACGUCGCCUCCACUGCGAGUAUAUCACAUUUUCGCCACGAACUUGGGGAAGUUUGCAAAAGCAAGAGUUGGUGGACUGCGGUCGUCAUUGUUCAUUCUUGGAACACUACCCACCCCGUUGCCCAGGGACUUCUCCACAAGCUCUGUCGUACUGUUGUGUGCGCUUGACGGAUGACGGAUGUCCUUUCGCCAGAGUGCUUUGUGUGGCUUCUUCAAGCAAAAGCGGGAAACUUGUAGAUGCAGUUGUGCUUGUGUCACGCAAUGAGAUGGUGCUUCAGGGAUCCAGGUUCAAGGCGGUCAUGUCUCGCCCAGAUGUAGAUGGGCGAUCAGACUUGGUGAGAGCAGGUCAGACCAUCGAGUUUAUGUUCUUGCACGCCUUCGAGGCAAACGACGCUUCCGAACAGUCUGCCACCCUCUAGAUCGUCUGGUGCUGCCAUGAAAUGUGGUGCCUGUGUCCGAGACCCUCUGUGCAACAGCCGCUGUAUGGCAGAAAAUGACGUGAGCGGCGACGAACGAGGCUGUAAUCAUGCAUGCUCACCAAUACAUCUUCUGUCUCGGAUUCAUCCGAAGUCGCCGGCUGCACAAGCGUUUUCAUUACUUGCUGUAUCGGCUUUUAUCCAAUCACGAAAGGACAGCCGAAUAUGAGGUUUUUUUAACAAAGGUUGGCAGAGAAC